This is a messenger RNA of Dreissena polymorpha, 1540 nucleotides long. RefSeq lists its product as uncharacterized. Bases 222 to 911 code for a protein of 229 amino acids. Lineage: Eukaryota; Metazoa; Mollusca; Bivalvia; Myida; Dreissenidae. The record is from RefSeq and is a predicted model, not a curated record. The transcript is spliced from 4 exons.
ACCAACACUCAGUAGUAAGGUGUAGCAAGGGAACCAACACUCAGUAGUAAGGUGUAGCAAGGAAACCAACACUCAUUAGUAAGGUGUAGCAAGGGAACCAAUACUCAGUGGUAAGGUAUAGAAAGGGAACCAAUACUCAGUGGUAAGGUGUAGCAAGGGAACCAACACUCAGUGAUCUGCGAGAUGAGCGUUCACAGCUAGAGAGAGAGCUGUUGUCCAGCAUGAAGUCUCAGAUGUCUCCUGAACUGAAGAAACCUGCAUUUAGCUCUCCCAAUGUCAAAGGAAAUCUGGCUGUAAGUAGAAAAUCCAGUGGCCAAUUAAAGCCGCAAGCACCAAGCACAGGGAAAUUAGCCCCAGUGAAAGCUGGACCAAUGAAGGCAUUUAACUCCCUUGAAUCUCAAGCCAGGGUUGCUUCCCCUCCUAAUGGACCAAUAAAACAGCAGAAUUCUGGCAUGGGCAGUGAUUCACUGACAAGGACUCCAGAAUCAUUCAAAGACAUUCCAAUUAGAACCCAUGCAGCUGCAACACCUAAAAUGCCUCCAAGCCUAAAAUCUGAAACAACCCAUAACUCUGAACAUUCCCACGCAGUGAACAAUAAUAAACAUGUGGAAAACAAUACAGGUUACCGUGAGCAUGGUGCACAGCAUGUGUCUAGUAGGCCAGGUUCAGAUUCUUCUAGCAGACGUCACGGAGAUUUCAUGCGUAGCGAUGGUAGACAUGGAUUAAAAUCAAUGACUCAGCCAACCCUUGAAGCUGUUGUGACCUUGAAGAAAGGUCAUGGUGGGGAUGGUACAGAUAUUCACAUGAUUCCGUCCCCACCCCCUUCCUCUAAGCCUGAUACCCCACCCAGACCUAGCUCAGCACAGCGCUUCAGACGUAUGGUCUUGAAUUGCAGGGAUUCAGACCCUUGAACUAUCCGGUCCAUUUAAAGCUAUGGGUGUUGAUUCUUGUAUCAUAAAGCGUCAUUCAAGAUAAGCUAUUGUGGAUUGCAUCAGAGAUAACACUUUUUGCUUUUCUUGUAUUUUUUUAUGCCCCAAAAGAAGGGCAUAUAGUGAUCGCACUGUCGGUCCUUCCAUCUGUCUGUCAGUCUGUCACACUUUGCAUUUAGGUUUUGAAAAAUGCUAAUAACUUCUAUGUCGAUUCAGAUGUUACAUUCAUAUUUGGUAUGCAUGUGUAUGUGGACAAGGCCUUUCCACACGCACACAAGUUUUGACCCCCUUGACAUUGAACUAAGGGUCCGUGUUUAGCUUUCAAAAAUAAGUGUUUAGGUUUCGAAAAAUGCUCAUAACUUGUAUCAAAGCGUUUAUCGGGGGUAUAUGUCAUCCUAUGGAGACAGCUCUUGUUAAUCGGGGGCAUAUGUCAUCCUAUGGAGACAGCUCUUGUUUAUAGGGGGCAUAUGUCAUCCUAUGGAGACAGCUCUUGUUUAUCGGGGGCAUAUGUCAUCCUAUGGAGACAGCUCUUGUUUAUCAGGGGCAUAUGUCAUCCUAUGGAGACAGCUCUUGUUUAUCAGGGGCAUAUGUCAUCCUAUGGAGACAGCUCU